This is a messenger RNA of Theileria equi strain WA, 342 nucleotides long. Its product is annotated as signal peptide-containing protein. The record is from RefSeq and is a predicted model, not a curated record. The coding region runs from base 1 to 342 and encodes 113 amino acids. NCBI's taxonomy places the organism in Eukaryota, Apicomplexa, Aconoidasida, Piroplasmida, Theileriidae. The transcript has 2 exons.
AUGUGGAUAUACGUCACAUCUCUUCUCCUGUUUUCAAUUCUAGACCCGGAAAUCGUCGAAUCGCACGAAAGCAGAGGCUCCGCAACCGCAAACAAGAGCGUUCUCAGCGGAAGUUUCAUAGGAGACAUCGUUCCUUCCACCUACCCGGUCUUCAAGAUCAACCAGUCAGUGAACAACGACUCCACGUUUGCCAAUCUACGGAAGGAAGAGCUGGAGGAGAUCAGAUACCAGGCUCUGAAGCUCAUGUCCCAGCAGAGAGAGGUCUUUGAGAGACUAAGACAGACGAACAGAGACCAAACACGACGAUUUGAAGGACUUGCCUUAGGAUCGCAGAGACAGUAG